AGCAUCAUUGAAGAAAGGGAACACGAAGAGCAAGGAACCAAGGCGCGAUAAUUGAAGAACGAUGACCCAAGGCCGAUGCAUUUCCAAGUAAAAUUUCAGAUUCAAAGUUUAACUACGGGAGAAUGUAUGAAGCUACGCCGACAUCUCCUAUUAUCGCAGGCAUUUUAGAGGGAAAUGACAACUUGGAUGUCGGAAGUAGUUUCAUGAGUAUAUUUGAAAACGACAGUAAAGUCCUUCCAGAGACGUAUAUUCUCAGUAGAUGGCGGCGAGAUAUCAAGAGGACUUACACAGUUGUUCGGAUGGAAUAUGAUGGAUUGCCCCGUACAGUUGAGCAAAGGCGGUAUGACAUGCUUUGUGCAAAGUUCCAAGAAUUGGCCCAGAUCGCAGCUGAUGAUGAGGAACGCACAAAAGAUAUUGUGGCUUGGAUCGAUAAAGAACUGCUUAUCCCAUCUCUGAGAAAGGCAAGUGACGAACGUAUUCCUGAGAACAUGGAAUUAGACAACACUUUGACCAAAGCUAUAUUGGACCCUACUUAUUCGAAACGAAAAGGGGCCCCCAAGAAAAAUAGGCUAAAAUCUGUUUUCGAGACAAAAAACAGGAAACGAAAGCAAGACAAGAAGAUUCAAGAUGAUCACGGUAGGAACAAUAGUAGUGAACAACGUACGGUGAACAAGAGCAAGCGGGGAAACCCUGAAAAGCCAUCCACAACCCUUUUUACAAGCGUUGUUGACAUAGGUAGAGAAAAUUUGCCUACGCGGGAAUGGCCGGGAGAAGAUGGUGUCUAUGACCUAACUUGCCCAAAUAUUGAUCUCAGGCUAUGAAUCUCUAGACGGGCCAUCUUUUUUUGUUAAGA
This is a messenger RNA of Cuscuta campestris, 853 nucleotides long. The record is from the annotation of a GenBank genome assembly. NCBI's taxonomy places the organism in Eukaryota, Viridiplantae, Streptophyta, Magnoliopsida, Solanales, Convolvulaceae.